AUGACACCUGUUGCUACUAUGAAGCAUGACUUGGAGAAUAAAAAAGAACAAAAGCCUAAACGGUUUAAAGUCGGAAGAGCUUGUUAUACCUGUCGAGUGAAGAAAAUUAAAUGCGAUGGUUUGCAACCCUGUAUGCAGUGUAAAGCCCGCAGAAGAACAUGCACCUUCUCUAAAGAUGGUUCGAUAGACACCAACGCAGUUACUAUUCAAACAUUGGAAAAUAGCUCACCAUCACCGACAACAUCUAAAGACUCUUCACCUUCACUACUUCCUCACCAUGCUUCACCACCGUCAACUACACAUGCAACUCCAACAGAUACACCGCUGAGUCAGCAGCAGAUUGUCACCACUACAGAGAUUUUAAUCAAACUUACAAAGUCAUGGCCUGGUGAAGGCAAAGAAGGGAAAUGGGAAAUUGAUCACACUAAACUACAGGAACAAUUUUACGAUACCCCUAGAGUAAAUAUACCCUCAUCGUCAACAGCGGAUGAUGCUAAUAGUUAUGGAGUGUCAUUUUUACCUUCAAAACCUGUACAGCUACAGUUGAUAGAAUCUUACUAUACACACUGUUACUUUACAUUUCCAAUAAUACCUAAACGAUUACUUUUCGAACAACUCAAUUCACCAACACAUUGUAGAAAUACCACCUCUAAUUUAAUAGACCCUUUAUUGUUGCUGAUGAUAAUUGCACAUGGCGCACAAACUGUCAACUCAGAAGAUGCCGACUCAUAUUUUCUUCAUGCAAGAGCUUUACUGUUAGAUAAUGCACUAAAUGUGCCUAAACUGAGUACAGCUGCUGCUUUAGCACUAAUGUGUCUGUACGAAUCACCAAAAAAUCGACGGCCAAAUAUGUACGGUGCAUUAGCAGUUCAGAUGUGUAUUGAUCUCGAUUUGAUGCGUGAUUACAGUGGUAACACAAUAAAUAAAACUGCUCAACUGGAGCAGCAACAUGACGAUGACAAUGAAAACAGCAAGGAAUUAAGAAAAAGAAUUUGCUGGGGAUGUUAUACUAUAGAUAAAGUCUGUAGACUUCAGUCUGGUCAGCCUUGGAUGCUUCGCAGUAAUGAUAUUGAGUUAGACAUGCCGCUUUUACAACCUGGCGAUGAUGCAACGGAAAACAAUAUACUCCAAGGAUUCGUGGCGACCAUAAAAUUGAUGCAAAUCGCAGAACGUUUUCUUCAUCCUGGAAUGUCUCAAAAGACCGGCCAAUCCUUGGUGAGGCCUCAGGCUUACGAUCAACUCUUUCUUAAUUCCGACAAUGACUUACUGCACUGGCUUCGAUCUUUGCCUACUACUCUGCAAUGGACUUUGCCUUCAAUUUCAACAUCCAAUAGUAUUCCUCAUCCAACCUUACCAUCAAACCCUGUCACAUGUUACCUUCAUAUCCUUUACAAUCUAGUGGAAUUGUAUGUCUUGAAGCCUUAUUUCAGUUCAACAGCGAGAUCAAUUCGCCAACGAUCCGCUGUCAACGCUACUAAUAUUACUCGCCUCACAGCAGCUCUCGUUGAACAGACUACGUUGGCCUUCAAUUUUGAAUUUGUAACUCGUGCACUUAUGGAGUCUAUUCUAUUUCAUCUGAGGGAUUGCUCUUAUGAGAAUUUGAAUUUAGCGCGAAAUGCACGAUUUAUGUUUCAGCAGUCAAUGCAAACAAUGAAGUUAUUGUUAUCUACCGUUAAAAUACCGUCAACAACACGUCUUAUCGUUCGGUUUAUUUCUGCUCUGAGCAAUGUUAUAAAUGAAGCAGAUGAACAUACUGCUGCCAUAUUUACCAGUAUUAAUGAAGAAGAUAUCAUGACUCCGUUUGUACUUGGUAGCUUGAACGCUAGGUAUGCUGAGGAAGAACGUCAGCAAUGGUCAAAACUCGAUUACUAUGCCAAUGGUUUGAUUACGCCCCCCAAUGUUAAGUCAAAAUCUAUCACGAUGUCAUCAAACAUGUUUGCUGCCCCACCAUCUACGCAUACAUUUCAUGGAUUCAGCAGCCAUUAUGCUUCUUCAAAUUACAACUCGCUGUCAAAUGGAUCAAGCAAUAACAGCGCUGCUCUGUCACAAUGGAAGGCAUCAACGGUAACUAAAAUGAAUUCCGAGAAGUACCAAUAUUCAACAAAAACUCCCAAUUUGGAUUUCUUGAAUGAAACGACUCAGACGUCGUCGUCUGGCCAUACCCAACAACAGCAAAAUCAACGACAAGCUUGGCAAAGAAUAACGAACAAUAACAAAGCAUCAGUUACACCUUCUGUCAAUAAUAACAAACUCACUACUGUAGACUCCUACUCACAUCCUCAAACACCUUCUGACCUUCUUCUAACUCACUCCACAAAUCCGACAGAUAUUGCAGCGUUUGUUGCUCAAAUGCAGGAUAGCAGCAACACCAACACCAAUGGAAGUCGCAAUCAACAAAGUAACCUUGGUUUAAAACAAGGAGAUGUCAUGCAACGCGACGAUUGGAGUAGCUCUUCCACGCCAAAUCAAUCUGCUGCAGCAAGAAACGCUACCGCCACUUCUUCAGUCAAUUCGGAUUUGAUGGUCAAUGAAAAUGAUAACCUUCUGUAUUCAUUUUUAUCUGAGCAACGAACUAGAAAUUCUGUUACACCGACAUCGACAUCUCAGCAGCAGCAGCAACAGCCUCAACAACAUCAGCAGCAACAACAACGGCAGCAAACGGCUACAAAUCGACCGCAAUACAAUACUGCUUUUGUGCAGCCAUCGUAUAUGAGCAUUGGUCUAGGCAUUUAUGCUUCUGCACAUCAGCAUCACAACGAUGUGAUAAAGCAACAUCUACCCAAUAAUACCAUUAAUUCGAAUAAAGGCUUGGCCUUUACGGAUACUGCAUCAUCGAAUGAACAGCAGCAAAGAUAG
Molecule: messenger RNA, 2856 nt
Organism: Mycotypha africana
Lineage: Eukaryota; Fungi; Mucoromycota; Mucoromycetes; Mucorales; Mycotyphaceae
Product: fungal-specific transcription factor domain-containing protein
Exons: 4
Coding region: 1-2856 (951 amino acids)
Biological process (GO): DNA-templated transcription; regulation of DNA-templated transcription
Molecular function (GO): zinc ion binding; DNA binding; DNA-binding transcription factor activity, RNA polymerase II-specific
Source: RefSeq, a predicted model, not a curated record